AUGCAAGCAGUUCCUGAGGUGCAGACUGAGGCGGAAGAGCGAACAUUCUGGCUCCUCCACGCUCUCACUCACAACACCAUUCGUAACUACUACUCAGACCACAUGAUAGAUGUCCGAGUUGACUGUCUGGUCUUUGAAGAGCUACUCAAGUAA
Molecule: messenger RNA, 153 nt
Organism: Rodentolepis nana
Lineage: Eukaryota; Metazoa; Platyhelminthes; Cestoda; Cyclophyllidea; Hymenolepididae
Source: the annotation of a GenBank genome assembly